AUGGAAGUCCUAAAACUAAAGAUUAUUUGUAGACAAGAGAUCAGUGCUGCUGUCAACACAAGUCCUGAACUCUCAGAUUUUUCUUGCGGCACGGAGGGCGGGGCGCCGCACCUGGCCGGCCUGCACGUUCGGUAUGACGAGGAGUCGAAGGAGGUGGCCAUCGUGUCGGACACCAUCGACCCCCAGGCGUCCGUGGAGGUGAACGCGCCCCUGAAGUUUGAUUUGAAUAUCAAGUCUUCCGGGUCUGGCUGUAUAAAAGUCCAAAAUAUUGAGUGUGAUAAUUGCAAAAUUGAAACUGAGCAGGGGACUAGCAUCUUACAGUCUGUUAAGAGUCAAAAAUUAUCUGUUCAGACGAAAGGAGGCAAAGUGAUCUGUCUGGGAACAAUUUAUGGAAAUAUAGAUAUUCAUGCAUCAGAUAAAAGUACUGUGACCAUAGAUAAACUGCAGGGAAGUUCUGUUAAUAUAUCUACUGAAGAUGGUUUGCUGAAAGCCAAGUAUCUUUACACAGAAUCAUCAUUUCUGUCUUCUGCUGCUGGGGAUAUUACAUUAGGAAGUGUUCAUGGUAAUAUAACAUUACAAAGCAAGAUGGGUAACAUCACAGUAGAUUCGUCCUCUGGAUGUCUAAAAGCCUCAACUCAUCAGGGUGCCUUAGAUGUUUAUGUCAGCCAACUGGGGAAGGUGGAAUUGAAAUCCCAUAAAGGCUCUGUUCUUGUCAAGGUCCCAUCUUCUCUUCAAGUUCAUUUACAGUUAUCAGGAAAAGAGGUCAAUGUGAGCUCAGAAGUCCAAGUUCAAGAGAUGGCCGAAACUCAUAAAGAUGAUGGUGUAAUAAUUACUGGGCUCAUGAAUCAAGGAAGCAAACUUGAAAAAUGGAUUAAGGCUGAUGCCCCAAAAGGCACUGUAAGUUUUAGAAAUCAAAGCUGGUUUCAGUCCCUGAAACUGCAGGACUGAAUGGUUUGAGCCCGGCCAGUGUGGGUCAGUGGUUGAGCGUCAGCCUAUGAACCAGGAGGUCACAGUUUGAUUCCUGG
Messenger RNA from Myotis davidii, 1025 nucleotides. RefSeq names its product family with sequence similarity 185 member A (gene FAM185A). NCBI's taxonomy places the organism in Eukaryota, Metazoa, Chordata, Mammalia, Chiroptera, Vespertilionidae. The transcript is spliced from 10 exons. Bases 1 to 948 code for a protein of 315 amino acids. The record is from RefSeq and is a predicted model, not a curated record.